GCAAGAGAUAGUUCUAUUGGAUAAUGAAAUAUCCUUCAAUGAGGCCAUGAUUGAAGAAAGAGAUCAGGGUCUUAGGGAGGUGGAAGAGCAAAUUGGACAAAUAAAUGAAAUAUUCAAGGACCUUGAUGUUCUGGUUCAUGAUCAGGGGAUUGUUAUUGAUGACAUUCAAUCAAAUAUAGAUACUUCAGCUAGUACAACAGCUCAAGCUAAGGUCCAGCUAGCCAAAGCUUCCAAAAGUGUGAAAUCCAAAACUUCAUGGUAUUGGUGGGUGCUUGCAAUAUUUAUAGUGGUGGUGAUCAUUUUAGUUAUUGCACUCAUUAUUUAGUUUGAAGGCCUAUACAAGUUGGACUUUUUUUUUACUCCCUCAUUAUUAUUUUUACCCCAUUGAUUUAAAUUGAUGAAUUUUUUUCAUAUUCGGAUGGUGUGUUGUGUUGAAGAAUGUAUUUUGCGGCCCUCCACAUCCAACAGCUGCUAGCAGUUUUAUAUCUUCAUUGAGCAUUAGCUGCUAAAAGUUGGAAGAAGUGACUUUAGGUCAAGCGAUUUUAAGAAAAUAUGUCCUCUAUUUUAAUAUUGUAAUACAUAGGAUUUGUAGUUGCUCUUGAAAUAUUAGCUUGCAAACUAUAACAAAUUACCAAAUACUUAAUAGUGAACUGCAUGUGUGUAGUUUAACACAGUCACUGUA
Messenger RNA from Cicer arietinum (chickpea), 682 nucleotides. Its product is annotated as syntaxin-21-like. Gene Ontology annotation, cellular component: SNARE complex; endomembrane system. The record is from RefSeq and is a predicted model, not a curated record. Gene Ontology annotation, biological process: vesicle fusion; intracellular protein transport. NCBI's taxonomy places the organism in Eukaryota, Viridiplantae, Streptophyta, Magnoliopsida, Fabales, Fabaceae. Gene Ontology annotation, molecular function: SNARE binding; SNAP receptor activity.